This is a messenger RNA of Abrus precatorius (Indian licorice), 1251 nucleotides long. RefSeq names its product dormancy-associated protein homolog 3. The coding region runs from base 50 to 430 and encodes 126 amino acids. The record is from RefSeq and is a predicted model, not a curated record. NCBI's taxonomy places the organism in Eukaryota, Viridiplantae, Streptophyta, Magnoliopsida, Fabales, Fabaceae. The transcript is spliced from 3 exons.
ACUCCACACUGGGCUCUGAUCCGCUCAAACACGAUACACCCUUCUUCCCAUGGGCCUCCUCGAUCACUUGUGGGAUGACACCGUUGCCGGCCCUAGGCCGGACAACGGUCUCGGCAAGCUCCGAAAGCACCACACCUUCGCUUUCCGAAAUAGCUCCGGCAAGGAAUCAGACACCGGAAGCGUGAAAUCGUACGGUGAGGAUUCGCCGGAGGAUGCGGUGAGAGUGACGCGUAGCAUCAUGAUCGUGAAACCACCUGGAUACCAGAGUCAGAGUGGAUCGGCUCCGGUUUCCCCCGCCGGUUCUACUCCUCCGGUGUCUCCGUUUUCUGGAGCUAGAGAGUCCUUCCGUUUUCGGAGAAGGUCGACAUCCGAUGCGUACGAGAAGACAGGGCAGAACAGACCAAGCUCUUCUUCUCCUUUCGAUGUGUGAGAAAUGAGCUUGAUCAUCGCUUUCUACUCCAUGGAUAUGACUGAAAAUAUAGCUUGUUUUUCUCUGGCCUUAGUCUGCUGUAUCCAUUAUCCAUUUUUGUUUAGCUUGGAGUGCAUAUACGUUAGUCUGCUGUAUCCAUUAUCCAUUUUUGUUUAGCUUGGAGUGCAUUUACGUAUAUAUAUGUAUAUGAAUGUGUUUAUUAGUUGAUCAGUGAGCGGUUGAGGUCGUGGGGUGAUGUGAGAUAGUUGUGUUGUUUAGCUUCUCGGUCUUAAUUAGUUUACUGUUGAGCUGUGUACGUAGUGGCUCGUAAGCUGUAAAUAAAGUAUGGUAGAGAUGUAUCUUGAUAUGUGUAUGUAUAUAAAGAAAAAGUCUUUCUAAAGUUUGAUGGGUGUUUUUGCUCUCUGAAUGUAAGCAUCAUAUCUUUGGGUAAUUUGAAGUAUCAUGAUCUGUUAUCGGAUUGAAAAUGAGGAUUGAGGGGAGAGAGACAGAAGAGCUAAGCAUAAAAAAUGGACAAUGGUUCAAUACGUAAAUUAAUUAUGUCUUCAAGGAUGGCUUCUGAGUUCCAAGAACAGGACACUUUGGGAUGGGGCGUUGUCUUCAAAGUAGGCUUGAUGGGGCUUUGUCUUCAACGAUGGCUUCUGCAUAAACGACACCUCUAGAUGGGGCUUGGCCCACUAGUAUUAUUGAAUAUAUUUCCAUGUCUUCAUGUCGGAACGUCCAUUUUUCUUUUUUUAUUCAACGACACGUUUACAUAUGUUUUCAUUUCGAAUAUAUGCCUUUCUUUAAAAUCUCAAUAAAGUUUUUAUUUUAUUUUUUAUUUU